Messenger RNA from Lactuca saligna, 372 nucleotides. NCBI's taxonomy places the organism in Eukaryota, Viridiplantae, Streptophyta, Magnoliopsida, Asterales, Asteraceae. The record is from the annotation of a GenBank genome assembly.
AUGAACUAUAAACGGGUUUCCCUCAGGCCAAUUCAUGGAAACCUAGCUUUGAAAUUUCUCAAUUGGGUAAUCAAACAACCUGCUUUUCAACAACUCAAGAAUCUCACGUAUGUUUACUAUAUAACUGGUCAUAUACUAGGGAAAGCAAGAAUGUAUACCUCUGCAAAAUCACUUUUUACACAAUUAUCUAACAUGGGUAUCGAUUCAAACUCCAUUUUUGCUGCUUUGAUGGACACUUACCCUCUUUGCAACUCAAAUCCUACAAUACUUUGCUUAGCUGGUUUUGAAGAGGCUAACAUUGAUGUGGAGAAGGAAGAAAACAUAGAGAACGAGAGUGUAUUAUACCAGAAUGUGUUAUUCUACAAUGUAUAA